AUGCAAACCCUAACCCAGAUUUUCAGUCCGCGCACUCCUUCUCUCAGCAGCCAUGGCACUACAUCUAAAGCCCUAGCAUUUGCAAGAACACCUCUAAGGUUAAAGGAGAGGGAAAAUUUGAGCUGCUGUGCUCCCCUUUUUGUUGAUUCUAGACAAAUUUUGGGGGAUUGGGCUAAGAAGGUCAAUCGGGCCGUAGUUUCGGCGGUUGAGGAAGGAAACGUGGACGCUGGUGCCUCGAAAAGGAGAAAAGUUGUUGAACAUAUAUGCCUACUGAAAGCAAAAGAAGAUUUGUCCGAAGAGCAAGAGAAAGACAUGCUGGAUUACCUUUAUACGAUACAAUAUCAGUUGCGUGGCAUCAUAGCCAUAUCACUAGGACGUAUUUCUGAUGAAAAUUUUGAACAAUAUACCCAUGCUAUCUUUAUGCGUUUCCAGACAAAAGGGGACCUUGCCAAGUUCUAUGAAAACCCUUCAUGUAUGGCAGUGUUUAAGGAACAUGUGAUCCCUUACUGCCAUGGAUUUAUGAAUUUGGACUAUGAGUCUGAAGUAGAAGAUGAUAUACUUCCGAUAUUCCGAAAGGGAGAGGAGUUCAACUAUGGUGUCGAGCACAUGCUUCUUGUAGAUUUUCUAAGGAAUUCUCUGGGCGGGCCAGCAGAAGAUGCAAUGUUUUCUCUCGCAAAAUUGACUACAAAAUUUCCUUCUUUGAUUGUCCAAGCUACUGAAGGUCCGAAAAUGAAUACGAGCAAUAAGGAAUAUACUCAUGCGGCUGUAAUACGAUUUCGGUCAUCGGAGGCCUUUAAGAUGUUCGUGAGCAGCUCGGAAUACAAUAAUAUGUGGGAAUGUAAGUUCCAACCAAUCAUCCAAAAGUUAUCAGUUGCCAAGGGCCCCCCGGCACGGACGAACCCGUUGACCACGGGUCCAGGACCGGACCGGACGACGGGCCAUUUCAGGGUCAUGAAUGACCCGGGUCAUUCAAUAGCCAAUGUAAUAAAAUUGCUUUGUACAUUUACUCCAUAG
Molecule: messenger RNA, 1014 nt
Organism: Striga hermonthica
Lineage: Eukaryota; Viridiplantae; Streptophyta; Magnoliopsida; Lamiales; Orobanchaceae
Source: the annotation of a GenBank genome assembly